AUGGAACAAGAAGAUACAAAGAAAACACAAGAAAUGAAGACUGACCUGAAUUUAUUAUUGGAGUGCCUAAAGCAUCAAAUGGACAGCCCUUUUUCACAGAAGGAAACUUUGGUCACUAUUCGUUCAGUUUGUCUGCAUAAUAGUAAUGCAGGUGCUUAUUUUCGGGAAAUUGGUGGUUUGAUGUUUGUAAAAAAUCUUGCAAAGUCAAGUGACCAUAGCAUGGUGAAAGAAGCAGCCUUAUGCACAUUAGGAGCAGUUGCAGAACAAAAUGUUUAUUGUCAGCAGACUUUAUGCACACCAGAGUUAUUUGAAGACUUAACUCAGUUCCUAUCUAAUAAUGAGUCUAACAUAAAUUUGAAAAGAACAUCUGUCUAUGUUAUUUUGGUUCUGGUUUCACAUAAUAGGACUGGACAAACACUUGUGAGAGAAACAGGUUGUAUUAAAGUUCUGUUACAGUUGUUCAGGACGGUUCUCUCACAGUCGGAGUUGAAUUUGUCAGAUAAGAAUGUUUUCCAGCGGUACCAGUUGUGGUCUUCAGUGUGCAGUACUCUUUGUGCCACUGUCAACAAUCCUCGAAAUGAUGACAAUCAGGCAAUGUGCCGCUCACUUUUUCCACAUGCUAAUGAGUGGCUAAUAAAUUGUAUGCACCCUGAGAUAAUUCGCCCUAUUUGUUCAUUUAUUGGACUCACUCUUUCAAACAAUACUUAUGUUCAGAACUACUUUAUAUCUGUGGGUGGACUGGAUAUAUUGUCUCAGGUUCUUGUGAAACUGGAAUCUGAUUCACACAAGACUUUUUCCAGUGCUAAACUUGCAGUGGUGGUGGCAAAGACAGUGAACGCAUGUAUUGCUGAUAAUCCUACUUUUAGGGUAAUACUAUACAAGUACCACAUUGUUUCAAAACUUCUGGCAUUACUGCUUCAUGAAAGUCUGGAUUCAGGAGAAAAAUCGAGCAUUAUUCUUACUCUUGGACAUUGCACAGAGGAUUGUGUGGAAAAUCAGUAUGACCUUUUUAAAAACAAUGGGCUUCCACUUAUGAUACAAGCCUUAACGGAAUCUCAGAAUGAUGAACUCAACAGAGCUGCCACUUUUGUGCUUCACAACUGCAAAAAAAUUUCUGAGAAAUUGUCUCUAAAUCCAGAAGAAUAUUCUUUUAAUAAAAAUGGAGCAGAACAAUGUAACAACAUAAAUGUGAAAGAGAAUCUUCAAGAGUACUGGAAGAAAGCAAAGGAAAUUCUACACAGAAUAAAGCAGUUUGAAAGAGAAGAUGAGGGACACAUAGAAAGAAACAACUAUAAGGCUAGUGUUUCACCUGUGAAGUUAAAUACAAAGAAGUUCCUCCAUGCAGAUAAUCCUGAUAGAGGUACACAAGCAGAAGAUGUGGAUAAAAGCCAGUCUAGUCAGCCUCAGAACUGUAAAUCCCAUGGAGUUAUAGCUAAAGCGUGUACACGUGUUGACCAGAUGCACACUCUGUUGAAGAAUGCAAAUCCAGUCAGCGCUUGCUAUAGGGAAAGCAGGAAAAAUAAGACUUUACUUAAGGCCAAUUCAAGCUGCAAUCAAAACUUAAAUGAAAAAACAACUUUUGAAAGAGAUACUUUUGCUUCUCAGUCAAGAUCCAUUUACGUUAUGUUCAGACAUAAUAAAUAA
Molecule: messenger RNA, 1644 nt
Organism: Chrysochloris asiatica (Cape golden mole)
Lineage: Eukaryota; Metazoa; Chordata; Mammalia; Afrosoricida; Chrysochloridae
Gene: TERB1
Product: coiled-coil domain containing 79
Exons: 13
Coding region: 1-1644 (547 amino acids)
Biological process (GO): homologous chromosome pairing at meiosis; meiotic attachment of telomere to nuclear envelope
Source: RefSeq, a predicted model, not a curated record